UUCCCAUCGUUGGUCUACCAUGGAAGCAUCAAGAACAUGGAUCCUCGUGUUUGUUAUCGUGACUUUCAACUGCUUUUCUUGCACUGAAAAUGCCACCAUUGCUCCAAAUGAAAACAUUACUACUCCUUUUCCUGUCUACACUUCUUCAGAUAUCACACCAGAAACCACGAGUCCUGGGAAAGGAAGUACCGUUCCUGAGAUGAAAUCCACGACAACAGCCACUGCAGGAAAAAGAACUUCUGCAGACAUUUGUGGCACAGCUCCUCUCAGCAGCAUACUCGGACAAACACCCAGGAUAGUUGGAGGACAGGAUGCCUCCGUGGGGAGCUGGCCCUGGCAGGUCAGCCUUACUGAGGAACCCUACGGACACAUGUGUGGAGGCUCCCUCAUCAACAAGGAGUGGGUGCUGUCUGCUGCGCACUGCUUCAGCAGUGCCAGCACAAGUGGGUGGACUAUCCGUCUGGGUCGACAAUCCUUGGACGAUUCUAACUCAAACGAAGUGUCUAGAACCGUGGCUGAGAUCAUUCUACAUCCUAAUUACGAUGCCACAAAUGAGAAUGACAUGGCUCUGCUCCGGUUGAGCAGUGCUGUCUCCUUCACCGACUACAUCAGACCUGUUUGUCUGGCGGCCAGCAGCAGCAUUUUCCACCAGGGAACAGACAGCUGGGUCACUGGCUGGGGAAACAUCAAAGAAGAAGAGUUUCUUCCGUACCCAGGGGUUCUUCAGGAAGUGGAAGUUCCUGUAGUUGACAACAAAGUGUGUGAUGAGCUUUUGAUAUUUACAAAAAUCACAGAAAACAUGAUAUGCGCUGGCCUUCGUGAAGGAGGGAAAGACUCCUGUCAGGGUGACUCAGGUGGUCCAAUGGUGAUGAAAGAGGACUCUGUGUGGGUCCAGUCCGGGGUGGUUAGCUUUGGGAUAGGUUGUGCUCAACCUGACCUACCUGGAGUCUACGCCAGGGUCUCCCGUUAUGAGGACUGGAUCAACUCCCACAUCAGCAGUGACCCACCAGGCUUCGUGCAGGUCAUCACCCCUACCCCACUGCUUCCUGUUCCCUCCAGCGGGACCAAAGUCACAUGCUCAUUCUGCCUCUACAUCCUCCUGUCUUUUCUACUCCUCCCCCUCCACGGGAGCCUAGGUGCCUGCUAUACAGGAUCAAAAAGGAUAUAUUUUCUACCACUUUUUUGUUUUGGAAUGGCUGUGAUGGCUGAAUACAUUUACAUUGUGGCUGCAAUUUUAUAUGUGCAAGGUCCAGUCUCUACAAUCGCACAGGAGGUUAAAAGCACUGAUGUUUGUGGCACAACUCCUCUUCUCAGCAGCAGGAUAGUUGGAGGACAGGACGCCUCCGUGGGGAGCUGGCCCUGGCAGGUCAGCCUUCAGAGACCCUAUGGUCACGUGUGUGGAGGCUCCCUCAUCAACAAGGAGUGGGUGCUGUCUGCUGCGUACUGCUUCAGCAGCAAUGAUCCCUCGUACUGGACAGUGAAGUUGGGACAGCUCACCCUACAGGGCAAUAGUGCACAUGCAGUAUCCCGAGACGUGGCUGUGAUCAUUCUGCACCCCAACUGGGACAGAAACACGUUUAACCACAACAUGGCUCUGGUUAGACUUAGCAGUCCUGUCUCCUUCACCAGCUACAUCCGACCCGUGUGUUUGGCAGACAAUGACAGCAUAUUCCUCAAUGGGACAGACAGCUGGGUGAGCGGAUGGGGUUACAUCAAAGAGGGAGAGCCUUUACCCUCACCCAAAGCCCUACAGGAAGUGAAGCUUUCAGUGGUGGAAAAUUAUGUUUGCAGAAGUCUCCUGGGAUAUCAAGCUAAAGUAACUGAUGACAUGAUGUGUGCUGGCGCACUGGAGCAAGGGAAGGACACAUGUCUGGAAGACACUGGAGGUCCAAUGGUGAACUACCAGGACUCUCUAUGGAUUCAAUCUGGGGUGGUGAGUUUCGGGAAAGGCUGUGGCAGACCUGGGCUACCUGGAGUCUACGCCAGAGUAUCUGGUUAUGAAAAGUGGAUCACAAACUACACCAGAGGUGACCCACCAGGCUUCAUCCGGUUUAGGUCCACCAGCAACGUGACCACACCUGCACCAACAACUAGCUCACCAGCAACAUCUACAGAAGCUUCUGCCAACAAACCCUCCGCCUGGUUCUCGCACCAUGUUCUUUUCUUCACAUUCUUCACUAUAGCACUCAUAAAAGACUGA
This is a messenger RNA of Alosa sapidissima (American shad), 2200 nucleotides long. Its product is annotated as transmembrane protease serine 9-like. The coding region runs from base 20 to 2200 and encodes 726 amino acids. The record is from RefSeq and is a predicted model, not a curated record. Lineage: Eukaryota; Metazoa; Chordata; Actinopteri; Clupeiformes; Clupeidae. Gene Ontology annotation, biological process: proteolysis. Gene Ontology annotation, molecular function: serine-type endopeptidase activity. The transcript is spliced from 13 exons.